AUGUCCAGCUUUCUGGAGAAUCCAAAUCCACCUGAUAUCACAUGUGACAACACAAAUGAUGAUCUGGGGAGAAUUAUGCAGAAGUUGCGUUUAGUUGGACGUAGCUGCAGAGACAUUCAACAAAAAUAUGGGGUUCAUGAGGAUGGUCUGUACUAUCUCACCACAGCCACUGGAGUGGUGUACCAGACCUACUGUGACAUGACCACAGCAGGUGGUGGGUGGACACUGGUAGCCAGUGUGCAUGAGAACAACAUGUAUGGGAAGUGCACUGUAGGGGACCGGUGGUCAAGCGAGCAGGGAAGCAAUCUUAACCGCCCUGAUGGAGAGGGGACCUGGGCCAACAUGAGAACCUUUGGAACUCCAGAGGCUGCCACCAGUGAUGACUACAAGAACCCUGGCUACUAUGACAUCAUAGCUGAGGAUGUGUCCGUCUGGCAUGUUCCCAACAAUACUCCACCACAGCACUGGACCAUUGCUUCCAUCCUGAGAUAUCACACAGGGACACACUUUCUGACAAUACAUGGAGGGAACCUUUUCCAACUUUUCAAGCGCUACCCAGUGAGGUAUAACGCUGGAGUGUGCAAGACCAAUAAUGGACCAUCCAUUCCUGUGGUGUACGACCAUGGCAAUGCCGACACCAUAAAGAACUUCUAUGGUCCAAUUCCUAGAAAUCAAUUCACUCCUGGCUUCAUCACAUUCAGAGUGUUCAACAAUGAGAGAGCCGCAAUGGCCAUCUGCUCUGGAAUGAAACCUACUGGCUGUGAUACCGAACAUUUCUGCAUUGGAGGUGGAGGAUUCUUCCCUGAAGCUAAUCCUCGCCAGUGUGGAGACUUCGCAUCGUUUGACUGGGAUGGCUAUGGGACACACAGGGGAUAUAGUGCAUCCAAAGAGGUGACUGAAGCCGCGGUGCUUAUCUUCUACCGCUGACCUGGUGAUGCAAAUGGCCCAAAGAUGUGCUGUGACACUGCCUGCCUGCACUGCAAAUGGGAAGUCACAUGUCUACAGUACUGAUGACAGCAUUCCUCACUUGCCUCUGUGAUAUGAUAAUUCUACACUUAUAGUUCUUCUGCAUUGUGCUUGCUUCUCUAUUGGCUGCACUCUUUUAGUGAUCUCUUAUGGUUCUCUUCUCCUUGCACUCUGCUACGCUUUUAUGUGAGGUUUUGUUGUGUAAUUGCCUAGUUCUGUCCUUUUAGAAUGGCUAAUAAAGCAUAUCUAAAAAUGAA
Messenger RNA from Engraulis encrasicolus (European anchovy), 1223 nucleotides. RefSeq names its product intelectin-like. The transcript has 6 exons. The coding region runs from base 1 to 927 and encodes 308 amino acids. The record is from RefSeq and is a predicted model, not a curated record. NCBI's taxonomy places the organism in Eukaryota, Metazoa, Chordata, Actinopteri, Clupeiformes, Engraulidae. Gene Ontology annotation, molecular function: oligosaccharide binding.